Messenger RNA from Eubalaena glacialis (North Atlantic right whale), 1941 nucleotides. It is a transcript of the gene QPCTL, whose product is annotated as glutaminyl-peptide cyclotransferase like. Bases 43 to 1251 code for a protein of 402 amino acids. Gene Ontology annotation, molecular function: glutaminyl-peptide cyclotransferase activity; zinc ion binding. The record is from RefSeq and is a predicted model, not a curated record. The transcript is spliced from 8 exons. Lineage: Eukaryota; Metazoa; Chordata; Mammalia; Artiodactyla; Balaenidae.
ACUCUAUCCGCUGUCCCAGACCGGUUUCAGGGCAAAGCUGCCAUGCGUUCCGGGGGCCGCGGGCGGCCCCGGCUACGGCUCGGGGAACGCGGCCUUUUGGAGCCACCCUCACCGCCCAAGCGCCGCCUGCUACCUCGGGCGCAGCUGUUGCCUCUGCUGCUGCUGGCGCUGGCGGUGGCCUCGGUGUUAUACACCAUUUGGAGCGGCUGGUACCAGCAGACUGAGGAGCUGCCGCUAGGCCGGGAGCUGCGGGGCCCAUCGAUCGGAAGUCUCCCCGAAGCCGGGGUGCGGAGGGUGGUGGGGCAACUGGACCCUCACCGUCUCUGGAACAAUUAUCUGCGCCCCCUGCUGGUUGUGCGGACCCCCGGCAGCCCCGGCAAUCUCCAGGUCAGAAAGUUCCUGGAGGCCACACUGCGGACCCUGACGGCAGGCUGGCAUGUAGAACUGGACCCCUUCACAGCCUCGACACCCCUGGGGCCACUGCACUUCAGCAACGUGGUGGCCACGCUGGACCCAAGGGCUGCCCGUCACCUCACCCUUGCCUGCCAUUACGACUCGAAGCUCUUCCCAUCUGGGUCAGCCCCCUUUAUUGGGGCCACGGAUUCAGCUGUGCCUUGCGCCCUCCUACUGGAGCUGGCCCAGGCCCUGGACCUGGAGCUGGCCAGAGCCAAGGAGCAGGCAGCCCCAGUGACCUUGCAGCUGCUCUUCUUGGACGGUGAAGAGGCACUGAAGGAGUGGGGACCCAAGGACUCGCUUUACGGCUCCCGGCACCUGGCCCAGCUCAUGGAGUCUGCACCCCAUGGCCCCGGCUUCACCAGGAUCCAGGCUAUUGAUCUCUUUAUGCUUCUUGAUCUCCUGGGAGCCCCCAACCCGACCUUCUACAGUCACUUUCCUCGCACGGCCCGCUGGUUCCAUCGGCUGAGGAGCAUCGAGAAGCGCCUGCACCGUCUGAACCUCCUGCAGUCUCAUCCUUGGGAAGUGAUGUACUUCCAGCCCGGGGAGCCCCCUGGCUCUGUGGAAGACGACCACAUCCCCUUCCUCCGCCGAGGAUGUAUUUUCAAAACGAACACGUACCCUCACACGCUGAAAAUCAUUGUUCCGAAUUCUUCAAGUGCCACAACAGAGUAUCUUCUGCUGGGGGGGGACAAGGGGUCCCUGUGCUCCACCUCAUCUCCACACCCUUCCCCUCUGUCUGGCACACGUCCGAUGACUCUGAGGCCAACCUGCACCCACCCACGGUACACAACCUGAGCCGCAUCCUGGCCGUGUUCCUGGCUGAAUACCUGGGGCUCUAGCCUGCCUGGCGGACUCUGAGGGAGAAGCACCCAGCAGCAGACGUGACGAGGGCACCUGGAGCCGAGGAGCUCAGGCCAGGCCUGCUUGCGGUGUGCUGGCUUGUCCUUUUUUAACACCUUUGGCUCUGCUUGUGCUCUGACUGGAAGACCCUCUUUCUUUAUCUCAAGCUGCCACUCUUCAAAGGCAUGGAAGAGACAGACCACUGUGGUGUGAGAGCCAAAGGAAUAAGAGCUUGGCCGCUGCCCUGAGGGAAACACUUGGGCUGCAGGUCUGCAGGGGCCAAAUGCCGUUCUCCAUUUUAGUCAGCAAAUGGCAUCUGGACCAGCAAUACGCCUGACCAAAUGAAUUCUCUGUGGCUUAUGUUUUUUGUGGCAGUUCGUUCUCCAGAAUGGCAGCCUUGCUACCGCAUCAGUCCAAACCCAACUCCCACAUGGAUGUGCCAUGUGGGACCCACAGAAGACGUGCUCGUAAGCAGGGAACAGAGGAGAUGGAAGCCAAUACUUGGGAACUCCAGAUCCUGCCAGAUCCAAUGGCCAAUAAACCAGUGUUUCUGCAAAAUAUAUCCUGUAGAACUAGCAUACAUAGGUGUUGCAUGAAAAGCGGGACCAAAGUGGGGUGAGAAAACAUUAAAUGAGUUUCUUCAUU